UGAUCAGAGACUUAUUUAUAGCCAUCCGAAUCCUGACACGUGCAAUUGAAAGGGGAGAAUGUUUUUAAAGUCCAGGGCUUGUCUGAGACGACAGGAAUAUAGAAGAGACCCAAAUGAGAAGAAACGUGAUCAGCUUUGGGGGCAAGAGACAAGUUUUGAGAGAUCCCGGUUUUCUAGCAGGUCAUCUUCCAAACAGAGUUCUAGUGAAGAGGAUCCUCUAACUGAACCAAGGUCAUCUACCAAGAUAUCUACGUUUAAGUGUGACUCCAAACUUCCAGCAAUUGACCAAACAUCAGUCAAGCAGAAACAUAAAAGUACCAUGACUGCAAGGAAAGCAGACAAAGCGGACCCCAGCGACCCCUCUCCAGCAGAUGAAGCACCAAUGGUUUUAUUAAGGAAGAGGAAGCCAAACCUGAGGAGAUUUACAGUCAGCCCAGAAGUGCACAGCCCGAGAGCGUCUGAGGACAGAAGCAGACAGAAACCGCAGUGGCCCGCAAAGGUGCCAGCUCCCAGGAGAGCAGAUCAAGUAGUUCAACAAGGAGACCUGAUGUGUAACACUAAGCUGAAGAAGCCAACUCGAGAGAGAAGAAACUUGGUCCCAUCGUCACAGCCAGUGAUUGAGAACCCCCCUGAUAGACGCAAAAAAAGAGACCCGAGUGCUCCUUCCCAGAGUGAGCUGCAUCCAGCCCUGCCCCAGGCCUUCCAAGGAACAAAUAGUCCUCAAGUACUGAGUGAGUUCUUGGGGCCACCACUCACACCCACCACCGUAGGAGGGCCAAGAAGGGCAUCAUUUAGGUUCCGAGAUGAAGACUUUUAUUCCAUUUUGUCAUUGAACAGCGGAAGAGAAAGCGAUGACACUGAAGAGGAAAUCCAGGCUGAAGAAUGUCUGUGGGUGGGUAUGCAUUCACCCCGUUCUCCUUCCCAUCACAAAAGAAGUAGAUUUGGAAGGACAUCGACUCCUCAGGCCAAAAAUAAAAAUUUUGAAGAAAAUGCUGAAAAUUGCAGAGGUCAUUCUUCAAGAAGAAGUGAGCCCAGACAUGGCUCAUUGAGAAUAAGCAAUGCAAUGGAGCCAGCAACAGAAUGGCCUUCUGCUGGGCAAAAGUUGUCCCAAGACUCCAGGCUGCCUGAUAGGGAAUCUGCUAAAGAGAAAGACAGAGGUGGCAGUGAACAUGCGAAAAAGAGCCCCCUUUCAUGGGAUACCAAAUACAAGCCCAGACAAGAGGACGGUGUCAAUGCUGAAAAUGCAUGGAGUGACUGUAUUUCUGUGGAGCAUAGGCCUGGCACCCAUGAUUCUGAAGGAUACUGGCAAGACUAUUUAAGCAGUUCUCAAAAUUCUCUUGACUACUUUCUUUCUGGCAGACCAACAUCUCCAGGAUCAUCAGUGAAUUCAUCCUAUAACUCUGCUGUAUCAUUCAUGCAUUCUGCUCUGAGAGAUGAUAUUCCGGUAGACUUGUCAAUGUCAUCGACUUCAAUUCACAGCUCAGACUCAGAGGGAAACUCAAGGUUUCAUGUUCGCCGACCACUGUCUCCCAUUAGAAAUAGGAAUCCAUCUGCCAGUGCCGAAAACCACAAUUAUUUCCCAGUAAACAGUGCACACGAAUUUGCUGUCAGGGAAGCAGAAGAUACUACUUUAACAAGUCAACCUCAGGGGGCUCCAUUAUAUACAGAUCUCUUACUAAAUCCACAGGGCAGUUUGUCCUUAGUGGAUUCUUCCAACUCCUCUCCAUCAAGAAUAAACUCAGAAGGCUAUUUUCGUGUGUCUGAGUCCCUGCAAGAAAAUAUACCAUUUACUUUCUUUGCAGUGUCUGAUUUCCCAAAUCAAAAUGAGAAUGGGAACAGGAUGGCAGCCUUUGGUUUCACAGAUGAAAAGGAAACCAGUAAGAUAAAGGCAGACCCUGAGAAACUCAAGAAAUUGCAAGAAAGUCUCCUGGAGGAGGACUCCGAGGAGGAGGGAGACUUGUGUCGCAUCUGUCAGAUAGCCGGGGGUUCCCCAAGCAACCCCCUCCUGGAGCCUUGUGGCUGUGUGGGAAGCCUGCGGUUUGUUCAUCAAGAGUGCCUGAAAAAGUGGCUGAAAGUGAAAAUAACAUCAGGAGCAGAUCUUGGUGCCGUGAAGACCUGUGAGAUGUGUAAGCAAGGCCUGCUGGUUGACCUGGGUGACUUUAACAUGAUUGAGUUCUACCAGAAGCACCAGCAAUCUCAGGCACAAAACGAGCUGAUGAAUACAGGCUUGUACCUGGUGCUGCUGCUUCACCUCUAUGAGCAGAGGUUUGCAGAACUCAUGAGGCUCAAUCACAACCAGGUGGAAAGAGAGAGGUUGUCAAGAAAUUACCCACGACCCAGAACAGAGGAAAAUGAAAAUUCGGAGUUGGGAGAUGGAAAUGAAGGCAGCAUUUCUCAAAGCCGGGUCGUCUAGCAAGGAAGCCAACCAUGGAGCUCGGCAGAGCCCUCUCC
Messenger RNA from Cercocebus atys (sooty mangabey), 2451 nucleotides. It is a transcript of the gene MARCHF10, whose product is annotated as membrane-associated ring finger (C3HC4) 10, E3 ubiquitin protein ligase. The record is from RefSeq and is a predicted model, not a curated record. Gene Ontology annotation, molecular function: zinc ion binding. The transcript is spliced from 10 exons. Bases 59 to 2413 code for a protein of 784 amino acids. Lineage: Eukaryota; Metazoa; Chordata; Mammalia; Primates; Cercopithecidae.